Macrosteles quadrilineatus (aster leafhopper) is the source of this 2518-nucleotide messenger RNA. RefSeq names its product transducin beta-like protein 3. Lineage: Eukaryota; Metazoa; Arthropoda; Insecta; Hemiptera; Cicadellidae. The record is from RefSeq and is a predicted model, not a curated record. Gene Ontology annotation, biological process: endonucleolytic cleavage to generate mature 5'-end of SSU-rRNA from (SSU-rRNA, 5.8S rRNA, LSU-rRNA); endonucleolytic cleavage in 5'-ETS of tricistronic rRNA transcript (SSU-rRNA, 5.8S rRNA, LSU-rRNA). The transcript has 16 exons. Bases 107 to 2482 code for a protein of 791 amino acids. Gene Ontology annotation, cellular component: nucleolus; 90S preribosome; small-subunit processome. Gene Ontology annotation, molecular function: protein binding; U3 snoRNA binding.
CGAGGUAGGACCUAAAUAAAAAUAAUAGGUUAGGAAGUAAACAAUUUUGUCCUGCUGCUACUUCAUUCAGUUUGCCUUCUAUUAUUUAUGCUACUUUUAUUUGAAUAUGAGUUUAAGUGGACAGAAAGAAAUAUUCCAAGUGGAGUCGGUUUACGGUGCCUUCUAUUCAGGAGGAGACAUUGAGUGGACUUCAGAUGGCAGUAAACUGCUGUGCUUGUGUGAUGGAAAAAUUAAAGUGUUUGACGUAAACACAGGAAAGGUAUUGCCAUUUUGCAAUCAGGAAGAGGCAAAAGAUGAUGAAGACGAAGAUAUCGUUCUUACGUUCUGUUUAAGUAAAGACAAUACCACAGUUGUAUCCGCUCACAAAAGUGGUCUUUUCAAAUGUUGGAAAUGGCAAGAGGAGGAACCUGUGCCUCAAAUGUGGAAGGGACUUCACCGAGGGCCGGUGGCGAGAACGGCGCUGACUGGUGACGGAGCAGUACUGGUGUCUGGCGGCAGUGAUUCUAGUGUACGAGUGUGGGACCUCCAUCACCAUGCGUGUCUACGUAACCUCAAGGGCCUGCAGGGUGUUGUCAGUGUACUGCAAGUCCUGGAAGGGAAGGAGGGAAGGCGGACCUUGGUGUUUGCUGCUGGAGAUGACACAGUUAUCAGAUCCUGGGAUCUUGUGUCCGGCGAACUGAAGAGGGAAUACUCUGGACACUUCAGUAAAGUCACCGCCCUCACAUUUGAUGAAGACCACAAACAUUUGAUAAGUUGUGGAAGAGACAAAGUAGUGAUCCUAUGGGAUCUGGAGGCUGGUGGUCAGUUACGCACAAUCCCCACCUACGAGUGUCUGGAGGCGAUGGUCGUUGUCCCCACCGCCCCCUCCACCACGGCUCCUCGUCCUCAACACGACUCUAUCUUGGUAGCGGUGGCAGGCGAGAAAGGUAUCGUAACCAUCUGGGACCUAGCACACAACUGCCUAGUGUUCCAACAGUCCAACUCUAUGGUGAAGGCAGCCGAGGGUGGUGGAGUGGCCGUCACUGGACUCUUGUACUGUGAACAUCUCAAGACACUGGCUGUCGUCUCUGUCGACCACAACGUCAUACUGCAUCACGCUGUUACCUUCGCCGUCACCAGGCAGCUGGUGGGUUUUAGUGACGAGAUAUUGGACAUUGUGUACCUCGGAGAGACGGACUCUCGUCUAGCCGUGGCCACAAACAGCUGUGACAUCAAAGUGUACAAGACAUCGGACAUGAGCUGUCAGCUGCUCCAGGGUCAUCAGGACAUCGUAGUCACGCUGGCUACGUCUCCAGCCAACCGCAACAUUCUGGUGUCCGGCUCUAAGGACAAGAGUGUGCGAGUGUGGCUGGUCACAGACAAGGAAGCCGUGUGCGUUUGUCUGGCCAUGAGACACACAGCUGCGGUGUCUGCAGUGGCUCUACCAAUCACCAAGUGCAACUUCUUAGUGUCAGCCGCUCACGACAACACCAUCAAAAUGUGGCACCUUCCCACCAAACUGAAGCCAGACAAGUCAGAGAGUUUAAAUGUCCACCUUACUACAUUAGCUCAUGAAAAAGAUAUAAAUGCAAUCUGCGUAUCACCAAAUGACAAGUUUAUUGCUACCGGGUCUUUGGACAAAACUGCCAAGGUGUGGAGCUGUGAGGACCUUUCACUAGUCGGAGUGUUGACGGGUCAUAGACGAGGAGUGUGGAACGUCAGCUUCUCUCCGGUGGACCAAGUCCUGCUCACCUCAUCCUCGGACUGUACACUCAAGCUGUGGGCUCUAUCUGACCUAAGCUGUAUCAAGACGCUAGAAGGCCACGAGUCGUCAGUGAUGGCAGGCAGGUUCGUCACCCGAGGGCUGCAGGUUGUGUCUGUCGGAGCCGACGGUCUUCUCAAACUGUGGAGCAUCAAGACUAGCGAGUGCGUUAAGAGUUUUGAACAUCACGACGCCAAGAUCUGGGCUCUCGUGGUAUCCAGUGACGAGACCCGACUAGUGACAGGAGGAGCUGACUCUCAGCUGGUAGUCUGGCGUGACGUGACCGAGGAGAGUGCGGCUCGAGCAGCUGCCGAGCGUCAGGAGCGAGCGUUACAGGACCAAGAGCUGGCCAACUUGCUGCAUGAUGAAGAUCUGCUGCCUGCCCUCAGACUGGCACUCACCUUGGAGCGGCCGGCCACUGCGCUUAAAAUUAUUGAAACUGUGUUGAAGCAAGACAGAGACGGACUUCUGGACACAGUUCGUCAACUGAGAGAGGAUCAGAAGAGGACUUUGUUGAAACUUGCUACAGAGUGGAACUCUAUCAGCAAACACUGCUACGCUGCUCAGAUGGUCAUUUCCUGUUUAAUGGAUGAUAUCUCGGAUGGAUCUCUCCGAUUGGAGAAGUCUUCACUGGAGCAAAUUCUUCCAUACACUGAGAGGCAUUUCAAGCGUAUGACACAGCUGAUGCAAGAUCUUCACCUUCUACAAUACACAGCUGCUCUUAUGAAACCUCAUUCAUAGAUAGUUUCAUUGUAAAUAAAUUUUAUACUAUUUUUA